AUGGACAGAAUCCAAAUUCCUCAGGGGCUUACUGAAGAAGAACUUCGAGAGCUGGAGCCUGUAAUUCGCACCUACCACCUGUUCGACCCAUUGCCUAACACGACUACAUCUCUGAUAAAGCAGCGGAUUGAUGCGCCGGCGGAGGCAGUAUGGCCCUUCGUGCGCGGCUUCGACAACCCACAAAAAUACAAGCACUUUAUCAAGAGCUGUCGCAUGACUGGGGACGGCGGUGUCGGCAGCAUCAGGGAGUUGACGGUGGUUUCCGGCAUUCCCGCCUCCACCAGCACCGAAAUACUUGAGAUUUUGGAUGAUGAGAAGCAUAUACUGAGUUUUCGUGUUGUGGGUGGGGAGCAUAGGCUGAAUAAUUAUCGAUCUGUAACGUCCGUCAAUGAGUUCAACAAAGAAGGGAAGAUUUACACCAUUGUUUUGGAGUCUUAUAUAGUGGAUAUACCAGAUGGGAAUACAGGAGAGGACACGAAAAUGUUCACUGAUACUGUUGUGAAGCUUAAUCUUCAGAAGCUUGGUGUGGUGGCAAUGGCCGCGUCUUAG
Fraxinus pennsylvanica is the source of this 549-nucleotide messenger RNA. Lineage: Eukaryota; Viridiplantae; Streptophyta; Magnoliopsida; Lamiales; Oleaceae. The record is from the annotation of a GenBank genome assembly.